Molecule: messenger RNA, 2134 nt
Organism: Olea europaea var. sylvestris
Lineage: Eukaryota; Viridiplantae; Streptophyta; Magnoliopsida; Lamiales; Oleaceae
Product: purple acid phosphatase 2-like
Exons: 8
Coding region: 445-1848 (467 amino acids)
Molecular function (GO): acid phosphatase activity; metal ion binding
Source: RefSeq, a predicted model, not a curated record
UCCCGCUGAACUCCAUACGACAAUGUUAUUUAACCUUAAUUUUUCCGCACAUUCACAUUAUUGAUUGUCAAUUGAUUCUUUUCUUGUCGCUAUAAUGUUUCUUAGCCACACCUCGAUAAGAAGUCUAAUCGCCAUGACGCCACAUCUCUAAAUCAUUGACAUGUGAUUCUUUUAUUUAUAAUUUUUUUAAGGGCUUUGAAGAUUAACGUAGACUUGUCCGAAACUCAAGACAAUAUCCAAUCCCAAUGUGAAAAAUUUCGUUGACUCCUAAACAUUGUGUAUAUAUCCGAAUAAAGUCUUGAAUAUUCCCUACAAUUCAUGAUUAAUAUUCUCCCAUAGCCUGUAACAAACCUGUUCGCACAAAUGCUUGUGUGAGGAACAGUCUUUUGUUGAAGGAGAGGGUGCGUAGGCUGUUACUGGGUUCUGGGUGCGCAGGAUAACAAAAUGGGUGCUCCAGGAACAAGAUUUUCUGUACUGGGAUUUGUGGGUUUAAUUUUGUAUGCAGCGAUUUUAUGCAAUGGAGGAAUCACAAGUAGUUUUGUUAGAAAGGUUGAGAAAACUAUUGAUAUGCCUCUUGACAGUGAUGUCUUCCGUGUGCCUCCUGGCUAUAAUGCGCCUCAACAGGUACAUAUUACACAAGGAGAUCAUUUGGGAAAGGCGGUGAUUGUAUCAUGGGUUACCGUGGACGAACCGGGCUCAAAUACAGUCCUGUAUUGGAGCGAGAAUAGCAAGGACAAAAAGGAAGCAGAAGGAAAGCUUACCAAGUAUAAAUUUUCGAAUUAUACCUCUGGUUACAUUCAUCAUUGCACCAUUAAAAAGUUAGAGUACAACACCAAAUACUACUACGAGGUUGGAAUUGGUCACACGACACGCACAUUCUGGUUCACAACACCCCCUGAAGUUGGCCCUGAUGCUCCUUAUACUUUUGGUCUUAUAGGGGAUCUUGGUCAAAGUUUUGACUCCAACACGACGCUUACACAUUAUGAGAAAAAUCCUGCCAAGGGACAAACGGUGUUGUUUGUUGGAGACCUCUCCUAUGCGGACAACUAUCCUAACCAUGACAAUGUAAGAUGGGAUACAUGGGGAAGGUUUGUUGAAAGAAGCGUUGCUUACCAACCUUGGGUUUGGACUGCAGGGAAUCAUGAAAUUGAUUUUGCUCCAGAAAUUGGUGAAACAAAACCCUUUAAGCCAUAUAGUCAUCGUUAUCACACCCCUUACGAAGUAUCAGAUAGCACCUCUCCCUUUUGGUACUCAAUCAAGAGAGCUUCAGCAUACAUCAUUGUUUUGUCCUCGUAUUCAGCGUAUGGAAAAUAUACUCCUCAAUAUAAAUGGCUUGAAGAGGAGCUACCAAAGGUCAACCGGAGUGAGACGCCAUGGCUGAUUGUUCUAAUGCACUCUCCAUGGUACAACAGCUAUAACUACCACUUUUUAGAAGGGGAAACCAUGAGAGUUAUGUACGAGCCAUGGUUCGUCCAGUACAAAGUUGAUGUUGUAUUUGCUGGUCAUGUUCACGCAUAUGAGCGAUCUGAACGUGUAUCGAACAUUGCAUACAAUGUUGUGAACGGAUUGUGCACUCCGGUACCUGACCAGUCGGCCCCGGUUUACAUAACCAUUGGAGAUGGAGGGAAUCUUGAAGGCUUGGCCACCAACAUGACAGAACCACAGCCUAAAUACUCGGCUUUUCGUGAGGCCAGCUUUGGUCAUGCCAUUUUCGAUAUCAAGAAUCGAACCCAUGCUUACUAUAGUUGGCAUCGUAAUCAGGAUGGAUAUGCCGCAGAAGCUGAUACUAUGUGGUUUUUCAACAGAGUUUGGCGUCCGAUAGAUGAUUCUCCAACUACUGAAUCGUGAUGAGUUGAAGUUCGAUUUUUAUACUCUCUUUUUCUGUAUGUUUGUGACAAAAAUUUUAAUGUGAAGAGAAUAAAGAUUUUGAAAAACACUUUCGAAUAUAUUUGGUGGCUUCUGCUUUUAAGUUUUAGCACUAAUGUUUUUGCUUCUGUAAAAAACAAAACUUGCCAGUGUAACAUUGAAGGCAGCAAAUACACAACACAAUCCAUUGUAAACUUAUUUUGUACCAAUUACUCGUUAUCCAGUUUGUAAGAAGAGAGUGUCCAAUGUAUAUAAAUUUACAAGACAA